Messenger RNA from Gigantopelta aegis, 3604 nucleotides. Its product is annotated as sushi, von Willebrand factor type A, EGF and pentraxin domain-containing protein 1-like. Bases 178 to 3480 code for a protein of 1100 amino acids. Lineage: Eukaryota; Metazoa; Mollusca; Gastropoda; Neomphalida; Peltospiridae. The record is from RefSeq and is a predicted model, not a curated record. The transcript is spliced from 19 exons.
CCCUAUACGUCACACCAGAAGGGAUGUUUAAUUAAAAUGUCCUACAAAUCAAACAGUAUACAAAAACCCUGAGUGAGUGUAUUACAAGAAAGAGAGGGAGAGAGAUGGUCAUUUUCAAACCAGUAACAUUUGUUCACUUGCAAGCCGUUGUUUUUUCUCUUCUUUUUUUUCCAGACGAUGCAUUAUUUGAAGGUUUUUUGUUUGGCGUAUCUCUUAUGUGUGCAGCUGACUACAAGUGUUGAUUUGCUGUCAGAAAUCAAACAGACUAUUAACCAUGUUAAACGUCAACAUCACGAGAAAGGCUGCACAGCUCUUCAGGAAUCAACGAGCUGCACACUUCCUGCUGCUGCUGAAGAAACUCGUUCUGUAGAUACGGACAAAUCUGCUUUACCUCAUAACACUGAAUGUGUCACAUACGACGGCUGUUACACCUGCAUGGAAGGAUCCUGGGUGACGUCAUCGUGUCCAGAAGAACAACACCAUCGAGGGAAACGUGCUAUUGUUGCAACUAUUGCUGCUGUGGUUGGAAUUGUUAGCGGCAUUGUGGGAAUUAUCCAGGCAGGAGUUGAAAUAUAUUGCAAAUUCUUCUGCAAAGGUGAUGAUGGAGAAGAAUACAGGCCGCCACAGUUUACCAGCUGUGAUGGGCCUGCCUCCCCAAUCAAUACUCCGAGUGGAGAACGAGCGGCGGUUGUGACGUGGCAGAAGCCAGCGUACCAGGAAGGAAAUGCCGGAGAACCAAAACUGAUGCUUGUGUCCACGUCAGGAGACUCUGGAAACACCUUUGAAGCUGGGUACUACACGAUAACCUAUCACCUCGUGGACAACCAGGGCUAUAAAGAUUCGUGCUCUUUCUCAUUCCAAGUAAAAGUACGGACAUGUCCUUGGCCUGGAUAUUUACCAAAUGGACAGAUCGUGUGCGGUAGUGGCGACAUUAUGUAUGGUGACAAGUGUCAGGUAUCUUGCAACCAAGGAUAUCACCUGGAGGGACUGUCUACCAUCACGUGUGAAGCCAAUGAGAACUUCAACGCUGAUUUACCUACCUGUCAGCCAAAGCAGUGUCCAGUAUUGGGAACUCCACCUCAUUCUACUGACUUCAGCUGUACUGACGGCGACAACUACAACAGCGUGUGCACGUUGACCUGUGAUUCAGCUGCUGGGUUCUCCAGUUCCCCCAGACUCACUAUAUGUCAAGAAGACACGAACUGGCUUCAACCAGUGCCACGGUGUAAAGAUACCCUAAAACCAGAAUUCACAAACUGUCCAUCACAAGCUAUCCAAGCCUAUGCAGACAGAGGUAAAACAACGGCCGUUGUUAUAUGGAAACCUCCAAUAGCAUCUGACAACUCUGGGAAUGUGACAGUGGAGCAGGUUGCUGGACUCCAACCUGGCCAGACGUUCAAUGAAGGAAGCAGCAUGAUAAAAUACACCGCCACAGACCCAUCAGGACAAAAGGCGUAUUGUAUCUUUGCUGUGAAUGUCGUCACAAUAUCUUGUGAACUACCCAGCUUCAGUGACGACAACCUGAUGUUCGACUGCACUCACGGAUACAGAUAUGGAUCACAGUGUACUGUUUCCUGCAAGGCGGGACUUCCACUGAACGGAACUAACACCAUCGUCUGUGAGAAGGACAACUCACUCUCACCAGUCACAUACUGGGACUUGGGAGGCGGAAUUCCACCAUACUGCAUCAAGCGACCAUGUGCUGUCCUGACUGCCCCAAAGCAUGGCGCACUAUCGUGUGACAACAACAUGGGUGGGUCUUUCUGCACCAUGUCGUGUGAGGCCAACUGGGACAUACCUCGUUCAGCUAUAUCCGUGUCUAUGUAUACAUGUGGAUGGGCAAAGGGUAACUGGAUUCCAACAGCUGAUGUUCCAGACUGCACUGCGAAACACGUGGCAAACCGUCUGCGAUUGAAAUCUGAACUGAAUUACUACUCUGGUAACUGCAGCGACCCCAGUACUCUGGCGGAAAUCAAACAGAAGUUUGUAUUGGUUUUAGAUAACAGUGGGUUGUGGACUGACGGAUGUCCAUGCACUGUGGAGGACGUCACUGUGAUUUGUGGCGAGGCUCGGAGGAGAAGGAGGAGGAGGGGUGUCGAUAUACACGAAGAUAAAGUUGAGAAACGAUCAACAGUGCCUGCAGCUAUUAUAACAUGGCACUGGGCUGUGCCCAUUCAAAAUGGCUCCAUUAGUUCUGCAGACGAGCAGCUUAUUGCACGUGCUGAACGAAUGUUCAGUCUUGUACGAAAUAAUCAGCUGGACAUUGGUGUUGCUGGCUUUGAGGUCAAACCUGGAUCCUUUGGCUAUGGCGAAUCAAACCUUGUCUGUCCUCCAGGAUAUUUAGGAACCUACAGGACAGGAACUUGCUCUCCAUGUCCAGCUGGUAUGAUGUACAGUAAGACGGCCAAUGACUGUGUUCGCUGUCCUCUUGGAACCUACCAAGAUGAGGAGGGUCAGUUCCAGUGUAAGCCGUGUCCUCGUGGCUUCAAAACAAUCGUCGGUGGGGCAAGAACACAGGACAAAUGCAUUGAGCUGUGUGCAGCAGGUCAUUAUUCUAACAGCAGCGUUGUGCCAUGUGAUGCUUGUCCUGUUGGCAAAUAUCAGCCGGAUGCUGGGUCUUCAGCUUGUUUAUCCUGUGAUUUUGGCACCACAACGUCUGGAACUGCCAGCACAAGUGCAAGUGCAUGUCAAUCUUUUGACGUGAUCGUGGACGGGCCAGCGACAAUACUAUCAAAAGGUGGACUUGACGCAAAUACAGAUGACUGGACCAUUUCAAUGUGGAUGUCGACAAGAUCCGCUGAAGGAAGCAUUGAAAUGAAGCAACCUGAUGGAACACUUCCGUUCAAACUUACGUUUGGACAAACAUCUUUGCUCAGUCUCUUUGGAUUGACUGUAUCUGACAUGAACAUGCCGACAUCCAGAUGGAUCCAUGUAUCCAUCGUGUAUAAACAUGGAGCCAGCACAGUGACUGUCUAUAAAAAUGGAGUUGCCGAUAACCCGAGAACCACGCAGUCAGUUCCAUCACCGGUUUUCAGAUCUGGAUCAAAACUUCAAGUCAAAUUACAAACACAGAGCGAUAUCACAAUCAGGUCGGUGUUUGUUAUUCCAUCUGCAUUGUCUCCUACUGAUGUCCAACUGCUGGCAAGCUCCUGUGGAAACAAACCCAACACCUUCAACGUAUCAAUCAAUGACCUGAUUGCUGGAUCUUCACCAGAAACUGUCCGUGUGACAACCCCGACCACCUGUGAUGCUGUAGACGAAUGCCAGCACAACUCCCCUUGUAACGGACACACCUGUAUAAACUGCCAGGUAGCUACAGGUGUGAAUGUCAGGACGGAUAUUCUGGGUCAGACUGCUCGGUUUCUCCUAAUUAUUGUGCUGACAACAAAUGUCAACACGGAACGUGUGCUACUGGACAAAACAACUACACAUGCAGUUGUAAUGCUGGAUUUAAGGGACACUUCUGUGAUGAAAUUAUAGUACACGGUGGAUGGGGUAACUGGCCUGACUGGGAUCAGUGUUCUGUGACGUGUGGAGGUGGAACUCAGACAAGAAGAAGAAGAUGUGACAACCCAGCACCAACUCGUCCUGAAGGAAGAGUCUG